Molecule: messenger RNA, 1064 nt
Organism: Tauraco erythrolophus (red-crested turaco)
Lineage: Eukaryota; Metazoa; Chordata; Aves; Musophagiformes; Musophagidae
Gene: SOD2
Product: superoxide dismutase 2
Biological process (GO): superoxide metabolic process
Cellular component (GO): mitochondrion
Molecular function (GO): superoxide dismutase activity; manganese ion binding
Source: RefSeq, a predicted model, not a curated record
CCGCCAUGUUGUGCCGCCUCGCCUUGGGGGUCAGAAGCGGUGCCAAGUUGAUAGCACCAUUGGGAUGCUUGGUCUCUAGGCAAAAGCACACUCUUCCUGACUUGCCGUAUGACUAUGGCGCUCUGGAACCUCAUAUUAAUGCAGAGAUCAUGCAGCUGCACCACAGCAAACAUCAUGCCACCUACGUGAACAACCUGAAUGUGGCGGAGGAGAAAUACAAAGAGGCACUGGCAAAAGGUGAUGUUACAGCUCAGGUGUCACUUCAGCCUGCCCUGAAGUUCAAUGGUGGGGGUCAUAUCAAUCACACCAUCUUCUGGACAAACCUUUCUCCUAAUGGAGGAGGAGAGCCUAAAGGAGAGUUGAUGGAAGCCAUCAAGCGUGACUUUGGUUCCUUCUCAAACUUCAAGGAGAAGCUGACAGCCUUAUCAGUUGGUGUUCAAGGAUCAGGCUGGGGGUGGCUUGGCUAUAACAAAGAGCAGGGGCGCCUACAAAUAGCAGCUUGUGCAAAUCAAGACCCUUUGCAAGGAACAACAGGUCUCAUUCCUUUGCUAGGAAUCGAUGUAUGGGAACAUGCUUAUUAUCUUCAGUAUAAAAACGUUCGGCCUGAUUAUUUGAAAGCCAUCUGGAAUGUGAUCAACUGGGAGAAUGUAUCUUCAAGAUAUGCAGCUUGCAAAAAGUAGAGUGGAAUUCUUGCACAGACUAUUAAAAUGUCGCCACUUCUACUCUGAUACCACACUUGUAGUAGUACCUGUGGCUUACAAAUGCAUUGCUCUACUGCAGAAAACACGUAGCUCAUCCAACAAAAGCAUUUCAUAAUCAAGCAAAGUGUCUGCUUGUUUAAUUCUGUGAGAGGUGUUUACUUAGAUUUUUUGAAGCUUUAAACUGUUGUGCAACAAAGGGACACACUUUAAAUCUUUUCCAUUGCGUAUGGAAACAUAGAUCACCUUGCUGAAGCUUAUUGAGGUAUUGGAUCUCCUUGUUGCACUGGAAUACCUAAGUGGAAGCAUGUAGUUCAUGUUGCUAUAAACAAAUAAAACUGAAAAGAAGAAUCUUCUAUAACUAUC